Messenger RNA from Phlebotomus papatasi, 704 nucleotides. RefSeq lists its product as uncharacterized. The transcript is spliced from 4 exons. NCBI's taxonomy places the organism in Eukaryota, Metazoa, Arthropoda, Insecta, Diptera, Psychodidae. The coding region runs from base 115 to 681 and encodes 188 amino acids. The record is from RefSeq and is a predicted model, not a curated record.
CACAAAUGUUCAAACAAAAAUAUUUUGAUAAUUUCUUAUCGAGAUUUUUUAUGCAAAACAAGAUUCUUUUCAGUGAUUUUUCAGUGGAAGUAUCUUCAAAGGAAUUAUCAGAAGAUGAUGAAGCGAAAUUUAAAAGAAGACACAGCGCUUGAAGGGGAGAAUCUCAUGAAAAAAGUGAAUCUCGUGGAGAGGAAUCAUUCGCCUUUUGGGGUGUCCUUGGUGAGUGCAAGUCGCGUGGGUAAGCAUGAUUCUAGCGACAUUGUGGCACUGGCAAGAGAAAUUUCAACUGCAGAUGAAGCUCUAAAGCACAGGGCAACAGGGAAGCUUAGUGUGAUACUGGAGCAGAUAAGAUUCCUGCAGCAGCAAGCAGCUCAGAUCAUCAAAGAAACUGAAGCUAGCAAAAGUGUGCAUGAAGCAGCAUGUAAUUUUAAGAAGGUUCCCGGAAAGUCUUAUCAUCUGUACAGGAGGGAAUCUGGUCAGAAAUAUCUCAGUAUGCUAUCCCCUGAGGACUGGUCCGGAAAAUGCAGUCACGAAUUUUUGGGCACUUUCCGCCUCGAGCAUGAUCACAGCUGGACACCGCAGGAGCUUACCCAGGAUGUGGAUUCGAAGAGACUGUGGUCUGAGCGUCUGCUGGAGCAUGGUGUGUCGAAAGUACUUGAGAUUGAGCAUAGCAGCGAUUGAAUAAAAAUUGGUUAACCCUCUAA